GUGAGAUCAAUUUUCCAAGACUAAAUCGAAAUUAGAGAAGUUCUUAGAUGAGAGCACAGAAGUCACUCUGUCAGCUUGAGAAAAAAGGGAGAUUUAACUUUAAGAUCAUAUUGACGGAACUAGAUCUUCAUUUGUUUGGUCAGAUACAGAACAAAAAAAGGGUCACUGAGAUACGCAGCUAAGAUCAAUAAAAAUGACCUUGCAGGAUCUAAAUUAUCGGAAAAUGGACGAAACCAAAUCAUGUAGUUUGAGUCCCUGCAUCUGGAGGCACAAGUUCCAAGGCUUCUUGACACAUUUGCAGAAAAAGUUUUCUUAUAUCCACAACAGGACGCCGAAUUCGAGAGAAACAGACGACAAGUUUUUCUCAAAAAACCACUGCUACUUCUUAGAAGAUAGGAGCGAUAAAGCGGUAAGCCUCAAAUUUGCAAGCGACGUUUGUCUGUUGUCCUCUACUUACAGUAAGUAGGAUUCAUUGUGUUUCUUUCAAUAAAAGCAGCACGCGACUAGACUAGCCCAAAAUGAUUAUUCCAGUACGAUGUUAUACGUGCGGGAAGGUCACCGGCAACCUAUGGGAGAAAUAUUUGCAGCAACUGCAAGAAGGGAAGUCAGAGAAAGAUGCGCUCACAAAUUGCGGCUGCGUGCGAUAUUGCUGCAGACGUAUAAAAUUUCUACUUCUAGUUUACUCAUGCCUGAUAUAGAAUUCCCUCGCUUGAUGUAAUUUCACAUGGAUGGAAUAUGUAAUCCAAGAAGUUUUGCCUCUCUUCCCUCAAUUUUUCCACUCCUUUCAAUCUUAGACCCAACAACCAACAACAGGUAUCCUCUUGACGCAUGUGGAUUUGAUUGAGAAGCUGCUGAAUUACAAUAUCCAUGAGGUGCGAGGAGAGCAACAACCUCAACUUCGAUAAAGGCAGAAGAUUGCAUCGACAUCAAGAUAAAAGGAUGAACUGAAUACUUGAUAUGCCUUCAUCGGCAGCUCUUAAUAUGGAUUUUCAGGAGUGACCCUCUCCUAUGAAUCGAUUACUGUUCCGCAUUGAUGCUUGUGAUACAACGACUUUUUCUACGCUUAAAAAGAAUGUUGUGAAGAACGACGGGAAAAAGUGGGGGACAUUUACAUUUACAUUUACAACUACGCACAAUUUCUUAUCGGGAAUCACCUGCAAAAGUCAGGCACGACAGUACUGC
This is a messenger RNA of Amoebophrya sp. A25, 1182 nucleotides long. Lineage: Eukaryota; Dinophyceae; Syndiniales; Amoebophryaceae. The record is from the annotation of a GenBank genome assembly.